AUGAUACCUUUGAUUCAGAAAGAAAUCAACAGUUUUGUUCUUCUAUGGAACAGUCACAGGAUAAGAAAACAAAGUGAUACAGUAUUGCCAGAUGGCAUUCCAAACCACAUAUAUAAUUUCCCCGAAAAUUAUGACCUUAGAGAAUGUGGUAUGUAUGCAAACAACUCUAUUUUGGCAAGUUCUACCUGCUCAUGCAUAUGUUUAGCAAUUAACAAAUUGUAGUUCCUUCUUGCAAAAGCUAUUCAUGUUUUUGAAGAAGAAUUAUUUGUUUAUGUGUACUGCUAACAUGGGAAAACUUGAAAAGUGAGAAAUAUUUCUAUUGUUUUGGAAAGCCAAACUUCUCUAGUAAAACCUGCUGACUGUUAUGCCUAUGUUUUUUAUUAGAGGUACCAUUGAUAAAAAAAGUAACAUAUGGUUUCUUGUGUUCAUACUUUGUAGGUUGGAAAGUUAGUGAUGAACAGCUAAGAGAAGUUGCAGAACUGUCAGGAGUAUUACAAGUACAUGAUGACUAUCUGGAUUCAGUUUUUAGGGCACAAUGUGAAAGAUUACUACCUGACCCAUCAAAUUUAGAGCCAGCAGAUUGUGGGACUGCAUUUCUCUUUCUUUGUGAACAUAUAUAA
This is a messenger RNA of Paramuricea clavata, 620 nucleotides long. Lineage: Eukaryota; Metazoa; Cnidaria; Anthozoa; Malacalcyonacea; Plexauridae. The record is from the annotation of a GenBank genome assembly.